ACAUUUAAGGCUACCGCUUUAAUUGACAAGCAGCGACCAUGGACGACUAUCUGGCAGAAGAGGAGCAGACCACGUUUGUCGUCGAAGAAGUGAGCAGAAUCAUAAAAGAUUCAGUAGAAACAACCAUAGGAGGAAAUGCUUACCAACACAACAGAGUGAAUCAAUGGACAAACAGUGUAGUGGAGCACUGCCUCAGUCAACUCAGCAAACUGGGGAAACCCUUCAAAUACAUUGUUACUUGCAUCAUUAUGCAGAAAAAUGGAGCAGGACUGCAGACAGCCAGUACAUGCUUCUGGGACAACACUACUGAUGCUACCUGUGCAGUGACAUGGCAGAACAAGUCCAUGUACUGCAUCGUCAACGUGUUUGGUUUGGCCAUCUGAAAACACGACAUCCAGUCUGAAAUCUGUAUAUUUUUCUUUUUAUAUACAGUAUAAUAGUGUUACCUUGUUAAACAUUUAGGUUUGAUUUCAAUGUUUAGUGUUAAGUGCAACUGAUCGCAACAAUACUAUGCCAUAUCUACUUUGCUUUAUUUACACGUCACAUUACACCGCCACAUGUACAGCCUUUAACUCACAGAGAAACAGCAUUUCAAAAGAACGUAUUUUGAACACCUUAAACAUAAACUAGUCACACUUACAUUUACAUAUUAGAAUCAUUUAAAAUGAAAAGUAAAGACAAGGC
Nematolebias whitei (Rio pearlfish) is the source of this 684-nucleotide messenger RNA. RefSeq names its product dynein light chain Tctex-type 1b (gene dynlt1b). Lineage: Eukaryota; Metazoa; Chordata; Actinopteri; Cyprinodontiformes; Rivulidae. Gene Ontology annotation, cellular component: cytoplasm; cytoplasmic dynein complex. The record is from RefSeq and is a predicted model, not a curated record. The transcript is spliced from 5 exons. Gene Ontology annotation, molecular function: dynein intermediate chain binding. Gene Ontology annotation, biological process: microtubule-based movement. The coding region runs from base 39 to 383 and encodes 114 amino acids.